Messenger RNA from Amoebophrya sp. A120, 999 nucleotides. The record is from the annotation of a GenBank genome assembly. Lineage: Eukaryota; Dinophyceae; Syndiniales; Amoebophryaceae.
GACAACGAGAAUUGCCAGCAGCAGCUGGCUAUCAAAUACAAAUAUGUCUGGGUCUGGGAGAUUGAUUGCGAGAUUUGUCGUGCUAGUCUGGCAUGACUCUGAACUCUGUAUUGCGUGGCCGCGAAGAGCUCCGCUCGCCUGUCAUGCAAAAACGCAGUUUCUCAUGCGGAGUACGCUACUCAGAACCACGGAAAAACUUGUCAUGCUUGGCAGCGCAUUAAAGUGUAAUCACUAUUUUUCCCGCCGUCCUUGCAUCACAAGUUUCCAGACCCAAACAUAUUCGCAAUGCAUAUUGGCCCACAAGACCGGCGGUGGCACCUUCUUCCACUAUGCGGCGAAAAAGAAUAACAAGCCCCUAUCAAAUGCAAAGAUGUCUGGGUCUGGACUGUUGCAACUUGUGAUGCUAUCUUUGGAUUCUAGACAAAUCUGUAUUGCAUGACCAACAAAAGGAGCCCAGUUUGUGCUACGCGGAGACGGCAUUGCUCAUGCGGAAUAUGCAUCAGAAAGCCCUUUAAAAAUCUGUGAUGCUCGGCCAUGCAUUCCAGGCGUCAUGGGUCAUGCAAGACAUGCAUGACAAGCCUGGCAAUCUUCCAGACCCAGACAUAUUUGCACUUGAUAGCCUCUCUUCGACUACCUAGUGCUGAACCUGGACGAAACGAUUAUCAAGCAGCAGGUAUGCAUUGCAAAUAUGUCUGUGUCUGAGAGAAUCCAAGGUUUGUAAUGCAGGUUUUCCAUGAUGAUCCAUGAGGGCUGGAAUGCAGAACCCAGCAUGACAGAUUCUGUGAGCAGAUUUCCAUCAUGCCUAUCCAGCAUGAGAAAGAACUCCCUCUCAGUUUGAUCAAAUAAAGUGGACAACUUUUUGCACUCUUGCAACACAAAGUUUUAGCAUCAUCCGGACUUAGCAUGACAACUUGCAGUGUUGCAGACCCAGAGAACAUAUUUGCAGUGCAUAGCAGGUGCAUGUGAUCGACGAUUUCGGCAAGAAGGCGAUCGAUUUGG